Molecule: messenger RNA, 258 nt
Organism: Gryllus bimaculatus (two-spotted cricket)
Lineage: Eukaryota; Metazoa; Arthropoda; Insecta; Orthoptera; Gryllidae
Source: the annotation of a GenBank genome assembly
AUGGUCAAGAACGUUCCGAAGACGGAACUCAUGUCGGAGAAACAAUGGAGGAAACUGGGUGUUCAGCAAAGUGAAGGAUGGAUACAUUACAUGAUUCAUCGGCCGGAACCACAUAUUUUGCUAUUUCGUCGAUUGAAAAAUCGAAACGUGUUAACAGCACAGGGAAAUGCUGAGAAUAAUAUUGAAUACAUGGAUUGCAAUGUACAAGAAGUUAAAGACGAACUUAUAAAUGUUCAAGAAUAUGUAGCGGAAAUUUAA